CCAGCGCAUCAUAUGUAAACAUGGCGGCUGGCAACGCGUUUCACGUGUCUGUCAAAACUUUAAUAGGCGACUGGCACGGCCUGCAGGUUGCCAUCGAAAAUGGUCAGGGUGGCCCUCAAGCACGGGAGAAAGAGCAGUGGCUCGUUGGAGUUCUGGAGCAAUAUUUUGCCGAGAACAGUAACUUGCAUCCCGAUGAAGUGGCCGACUUGAUAGCCGAUAUCGUCGACCACGAAUUCGACUCCCUCAUUGAAGACGGCAGCGUGGAGCAGAUAUCGGCCUUGCUGUGCAAGCACUACCAGCUCUGCCUCGAGGGCCGGGAAAAUGAGGUGCUGGAAUCCCUGUCGCAAAGGCUCCCGCAAACAAGGACUCUGACGGUACCUGUAGCUGGAGACUACGACAGUGAUGACGAAGCAGAAAUGCAGGACCACAUUGACACAGAGGUGUCAUCACAAAUGGGAAGCCUUCAGCUAAACGGGCCUAGCUCAAGCCAACAGCCGUCGCGACGGCAGGAACCCGAUGAAGAUGGCUGGACAGUUGUUAGGCAUGGGAGGAGGACAUAGCCGUCAUAUAUACUGCUGAUAAUACUGUAAAUGCAAUUAAAUACUAUAUUGUGACUUGAUUGAAGUCUCGAAA
Rhipicephalus microplus (southern cattle tick) is the source of this 633-nucleotide messenger RNA. RefSeq names its product pre-rRNA-processing protein TSR2 homolog. Lineage: Eukaryota; Metazoa; Arthropoda; Arachnida; Ixodida; Ixodidae. The record is from RefSeq and is a predicted model, not a curated record.